AUGACUAUGUCUACAUAUACUAGUAUUCCUUUUGGGAGGAGUUAACAAAAUCUGAAAGUCCGAUGUCGUCAAGUGAAAGGAAUAGGAAUACAACGCCAUUGUUGUUGAUCCUACUGUUGAUUGCACAACUUGUUCCGUGUUUUUGUUACCUCAAUCCUCAUCUUCUUCAUCGUUCUUCCGCCACCAACACCUAUUUAACUACCCAAUAUCAAUGGUUCAAUCAAACUCUUGAUCAUUUUUCCCCUUAUGACCAUCGACAGUUUCAGCAAAGAUAUUAUGAGUUUCUGGACAACUUCCGUUCCCCUGAUGGACCAAUAUUCUUAAAAAUUUGUGGUGAAUCUUCAUGCAAUGGGAUAUCCAAUGACUAUUUAAGUGUUUUAGCUAAGAAGUUUGGAGCUGCUAUUGUUUCCCCUGAGCAUCGGUACUAUGGCAGGAGCUCCCCCUUCAAUUCGCAUACUACAGAAAAUCUUAGAUACCUUUCUUCUAAGCAGGCGCUUUUUGAUUUAGCAGCAUUCCGCCAAUAUUAUCAGGACUCCCUAAACCAGAAGCUCAAUAGAUCAAAUUUUGAAAAUCCAUGGUUUGUGUUCGGUACCUCGUACGCUGGAGCUCUUAGUGCUUGGUUCCGCCUAAAGUUUCCUCAUUUGACAUGCGGAAGUCUUGCUAGUUCUGCUGUGGUUCUGGCUGUUUACAACUUCACAGAGUUUGAUCAACAGAUAGCUACCUCUGCUGGCCCAGAAUGUAAAACUGCAUUGCAAGAAGUUACUCAACUUGUUGAACAAAGAUUGAACUCAAACCCGAAGGCAGUAAAGUCAUCCUUUGGUGCAUCUGAGCUAACAAUUGACGGGGACUUCCUGUAUUUUCUGGCUGACGCUGCUGUUAUUGCUUUUCAGUACGGCAAUCCAGACAAGUUGUGCACUCCUCUUGUUAAAGCGAAGAAUGAGGGUCAAGAUCUGAUGGACGCUUAUGCCUCAUAUGUAAAGGACUAUUUUUUUGGAAGCUUUGGUUUCAGUGUUGAAACAUAUAACCAGGAAUACCUGAAGAACACUGCUCCUGGUAGUUCUGAUAGACUGUGGUGGUUCCAAGUUUGCAGUGAAGUUGCAUAUUUCCAGGUAGCACCUGCAAAUGACAGCAUUCGUUCAUCUAAAGUCAAUACAAGAUAUCAUUUGGACCUUUGCAAGAAUGUCUUUGGAGAUGGUGUGUACCCUGAAGUUGAUGCAACUAAUCUAUACUACGGAGGCACAAAGAUUGCUGGCACCAAGAUAGUUUUUACAAAUGGCUCUCAAGACCCUUGGCGACAUGCAUCCAAACAGACUUCAUCUCCUGGCAUGCCUUCUUAUGUCACCACUUGCCACAAUUGCGGCCAUGGGACUGACUUGCGGGGCUGCCCUCAAGCACCAUUGAGUAUUGAAGGUGAUGACAAAAGAUGUAGCUCUCCUGAUGCCGUUAACAAAGUGAGACAACAGGUUAUGGAGCACAUAGAUCUUUGGUUGUCUGAGUGCCAAGAUGCUGCUAGGGGCUGGAGCUCUUUAUAGUGUGCUGAUCUCUAUAUAGUUUGAAAUGUAUUUAUGUAAAACCAAUCUCAGUCAUGAAAGUAUUAGAUUUGUCAAAGAUAUGCGAUAUCUAUCCAAUCUAAGCCUACUAUUACGCAGAAUGACCUCUCUUCAUUCUCUGAAAUAACGCCCACAUCAUCUCACGGCUUCCAGUAAGACUGUAACUUGAUUGUAAUGCUUUUUCUGAUAGUAUAAUGUAAAGUAAUGGUGUACUAGUGUGGGAGCAGAUGCAAUGACAAGAAUUGUGCAAAAAAAAUAAUACUCUCUUUUCUUUGGCAAGUUUACUAUUGGAUUACACACGUAAGUUCUAAUGUGAAAUGCAACUUUUCUUUUAUAAUUCA
Messenger RNA from Beta vulgaris subsp. vulgaris (sugar beet), 1891 nucleotides. RefSeq names its product probable serine protease EDA2. The record is from RefSeq and is a predicted model, not a curated record. The coding region runs from base 63 to 1532 and encodes 489 amino acids. The transcript is spliced from 12 exons. Gene Ontology annotation, cellular component: vacuole. NCBI's taxonomy places the organism in Eukaryota, Viridiplantae, Streptophyta, Magnoliopsida, Caryophyllales, Amaranthaceae. Gene Ontology annotation, biological process: proteolysis. Gene Ontology annotation, molecular function: dipeptidyl-peptidase activity; serine-type exopeptidase activity.